UACACCAGCCUUGCGAUGCGCCCCUCGUUACCCCUCCUCCCCCACGUCUUCCCCGAACUUGAGCCUCAUUUGCAUCGCCUGUUCUGCACGCGACGCAGUCACCAUCAGCUUUCGAGAGUGUCCCGGCGCGUCCGUGUUCAGCAGUCGUCGCCCUCGUGGAAACCUAGAAUGGCCGGCAACGCCGCCUACGAACAAUGGACACAAGAGCAGCUGAUUGCUAGGAUUAAAGAGCUCGAAGGGAAACUGACUACUGAUUCUCCUCUAAGUACGGUGGAGACGAAUAAACCGGUCGAGCCGAAUCCACAUACCACCAGCUUUGCUGUACCCGCACCGACUACCACACGAGUUCCCUAUCGGAAACCGCCCAAGCAGCCACCGAAGGCCUUUGACGCCUCAAAAUACAACACGAGAUUCAUCGCACUCAAAUUUGCCUACCUGGGCCAGAAUUAUCAAGGUUUUGAACACCAUAAGAACAACAAGACGCCAUUGCCCACGAUUGAGGAGGAGCUAUGGAAGGCAUUGAUGAAAACACGCCUUAUAAACCCCACGAAAAGCGAAAGCAAAGACGAGGGGUAUGCCAAGGUCGAUCGGAAAACACACACAGCUUGGAACAGAGAAGGCGCUGAUGUGAAUUGGGAUGGUUGCGAGUACUCAAAGUGCGGGCGGACAGACAGAGGGGUGAGCGCCUUUGGCCAAGUAAUCGGCAUUCGCGUUCGUAGCAAUCGACCAUUGCCAAAACUUAAACCCGUUCCUGAACCCGAUCAACUUGAGUCUGUGGAUCAAGAACAGACCGAAUCUGAAAUCCCUCAAGACUACAUUCGUCUUCCUUCCGAUAGCGAGACGGAAGAGCCGCCGCCACAGUCCUUCAGCGACCUCACCGACGAACUUCCUUAUAUUGAGCUCCUUAACCGCGUUCUACCCCCCGAUAUCCGAGUCUAUGCCUGGUGCCCCAACCCACCCGCCGACUUCUCGGCACGCUUCUCAUGUAAAGAACGCCGCUACAAAUACUUCUUCACCAACCCCUGUUUCGCGCCCCCACCAGGUCCCUCGAGUCUAUACACACCAGCAACGACUGAAGAAGAUGGAGAAUCUACACCGAUACGCGAGGGCUACCUCGACAUUGCCAAAAUGCAACAAGCAUGCAACCACCUAAUCGGCCUCCACGACUUCCGCAACUUUUGCAAAAUCGACGCCUCAAAACAGCUCACAAACUUCAACCGACGCAUCUUCCACGCCGAGAUUGAGGAAAUCUCCCCACUCUCCCUCCCUUCUUUCCUUUCGCACACCGCCAUAGCCCCUCCGACAUCCAGUAUUAGUGGUUCGCAACCAGAACCCCCAAAGAUGUACUCCUUCACACUCCACGGCUCAGCAUUCCUCUGGCACCAAGUCCGCUCUCUAGUCGCGAUCCUAUUCCUAGUCGGCCAAUCUCUCGAACAGCCGUCCAUCGUCCCCGCCCUCCUCAACAUCUCCAAGAACCCAACCCGCCCGAAAUACGAGAUGGCGUCCGACGCGCCGCUCGUGCUCUGGGACUGCAUCUUCCCGCACGCCGAAGAAGUGCAAUCCAGCGAAGAACGCGAACACGGAUACGAAGACCGGCUUGAAUGGAUCUACGUUGGUGAUGGUGGCGGUGCACCGUCUCCUGGUAGCAACAACAAAAACAGCGGCGAGGUGCCGUUGGGCAAAGGGAAAUGGGGCCGCGGUGGUGUGGUGGAUGAUGUGUGGGAGGUUUGGCGGCGGAAUAAGAUUGAUGAGACGUUGUCGGGGUUGUUGUUGGAUAGAAUUGCUGGGUUGGGACGGUCGGCGCUGGAUGCUGAUGUUUUUAGGGAAGGGGGUUUGGAGAAGGAGAAGGAGAAGGAGGGGAAAGCCAAGAGCGAUGGAGGUGCGUGUAGGGUGUUUGACGGGGGAAAUAUGGGGAGGGCUAAGGGAGGGUACACUCCGUUGAUGAAGAGGGAACGACAGGAGCCUGUUGAGGUUGUUAAUGAGAAGUAUGCGAAGCGAAAGGGGUUAGAUGUUAGUAAGAUGCAGGCGAAAGAUGAUGAGGCGGAUGAGUGA
Molecule: messenger RNA, 2052 nt
Organism: Periconia digitata
Lineage: Eukaryota; Fungi; Ascomycota; Dothideomycetes; Pleosporales; Periconiaceae
Source: the annotation of a GenBank genome assembly